AUCACCCGCUCGCCGAGAGCGAGGAUGUGCGUAUUCUUCAGGAGAACGGCCGUCACUCCCUCAUCAUCUCUCACGUGACCAAUGACGAUGAGGGUUUCUACACUGUGACGGCCACGAACAGUCACGGAGAGGCCGAAUGUUCUGCUGAGCUCUACAUUCAAGAGCCACGGCCGGCCAUCUCCUCGCAGAUGGCGAAACUGGAGAAGAUGCCAUCCAUACCGGAGGAGCCCGAGGUCCCUGAGAAUGAAGUUGAGCGUUUCACAAUGCCCGACUUCAUCAAGCCCCUUUAUGAUCUGGACGUCAUUGAGGGGAAGGAGGCUGUUCUCAAAUGUAAAGUGGCCGGAUUGCCGUAUCCCACCAUCGCCUGGUUCCACAACGGCAAAAGAAUCGAAAGCACGGAGGACAGAAAGAUGACACAGUUUCGCGAUGUCCACAGUCUGGUCAUCCGCUCAGUGUGCCACGCGCACGGUGGGGUCUACAAGAGCGUCAUCUCCAACAAAAUAGGAAAGGCCACUUGCUACGCUCAUCUCUAUGUCACGGGUAAUUCUCCUUUUGAAUCAUUUUCACAAACAU
This is a messenger RNA of Hippocampus comes (tiger tail seahorse), 573 nucleotides long. RefSeq names its product striated muscle preferentially expressed protein kinase-like. The annotation marks the transcript as partial. Gene Ontology annotation, molecular function: protein kinase activity. The record is from RefSeq and is a predicted model, not a curated record. The transcript has 3 exons. Lineage: Eukaryota; Metazoa; Chordata; Actinopteri; Syngnathiformes; Syngnathidae.